CGUAACCUCAAAAAUUUACAUGAUUUUUUGCAAUGAAUAAUAUAUUAAAAUGUCGCCAAACUGUUUUGUAUUUCCAAAGAUUAUAUUCAAACCGAAACAUUUUAAAGUUAAGGGAACGCGGCAUGUUUCACGAUAUUUUUCCAGACAACGCAGCAAAUUCAGUGACCGACAUAUUAAACGCUGCAACCAGGACAGUCUAUGCAGGUUUUGAUCCUACUGCAGAUAGUUUACAUGUGGGGAAUUUACUAGUUCUCAAUAAUUUGUUGCAUUGGCAAAGGAGCGGACAUCAAUGCAUAGCCCUGAUAGGAGGCGCCACCGCAAAAAUUGGCGAUCCCAGUGGGAAGAACACGGAGAGAGAAGUGCUUUCAAAAAGUUUCAUAGACGAUAAUGUUCGGGGAAUAUGCGAGAACAUAAGAACAGUAUUUUCCAAUCACAAGAAAUAUAUUUGGAACGAUGAGGAUCCGCUGUUACUGCCAAUAGUUGUUAAUAAUGAAGAGUGGUACUCGAAUAUUAGUGCCGUUGAGUUAAUUGGUGGUGCAGGAAGGCACAUGCGGAUGGGCACAUUACUUUCUAGGACCAGCGUUCAAAGUAGGCUGAAUUCGUCCGUUGGAAUGAGCUUUACGGAGUUCAGUUAUCAGUUAUUCCAAGCUUACGACUGGUUGCAUUUAUUUAAACAAUACAAGUGUAUGUUCCAGAUCGGCGGAAACGAUCAGAUGGGAAAUAUAGUUUCUGGCCAUGAAUUGAUAAGCAAAGCUUGUAAAAAACCAGUGUACGGUUUAACAGUUCCUUUAGUAACAACGGAAAUAGGGGACAAAUUCGGCAAGACGGCGGGCAACGCCGUGUGGCUGGCGCCUGAAAAAACUUCCACAUUCACGUUCUACCAGUUCUGGAUGCGGCAGCCGGACUCGGAAGUAGAAAAAUUCCUAAAACUAUUCACUUUCGACAAAAUCGGCAGCAUUUCGGACCUCAUGAGGCGGCAUCGGGAGAAACCUGAACUGAGAUUGCCCCAAAAGAGACUAGCGGAGCAGGUUACGUUGCUCGUCCACGGAGGCGAGGGUCUAAAGAAGGCGCAAGAGGCGACGUUGGCACUGUACGAGGGCAGCGUCACGGCCUUGGGGCAAAUGAAUACAGAGGAUAUCGCGCAGUUAUUCUCGGGGGCUACAAUUGUGAACGUGAUGCCAGAAGCGGGGCAAGACGUGCUUGAAUUGGCUAUGAAAGCGGGAUGUUUCCCGAGUAAAGACGAUGCUAUUAGGAUCAUCUCAGCGGGAGGGUUUUAUAUAAAUCAACAGAAGGUGAACAAUCCUAGCGAAGUUUUAAACCUCGGUGUUCAUAGGUUAAGGAAUAACGUUACGUUGCUUAGAGUAGGCAAGAGGAAUUAUUAUAUCGUGAAGUGGCUAAAGUGAUUAUUAAA
Messenger RNA from Anoplophora glabripennis (Asian longhorned beetle), 1411 nucleotides. RefSeq names its product tyrosine--tRNA ligase, mitochondrial (gene TyrRS-m). The transcript is spliced from 7 exons. Gene Ontology annotation, cellular component: mitochondrion; cytosol. The coding region runs from base 33 to 1403 and encodes 456 amino acids. The record is from RefSeq and is a predicted model, not a curated record. NCBI's taxonomy places the organism in Eukaryota, Metazoa, Arthropoda, Insecta, Coleoptera, Cerambycidae. Gene Ontology annotation, biological process: tyrosyl-tRNA aminoacylation. Gene Ontology annotation, molecular function: tyrosine-tRNA ligase activity; ATP binding; RNA binding.